Podarcis raffonei (Aeolian wall lizard) is the source of this 1563-nucleotide messenger RNA. RefSeq names its product homeobox C11 (gene HOXC11). The record is from RefSeq and is a predicted model, not a curated record. Lineage: Eukaryota; Metazoa; Chordata; Lepidosauria; Squamata; Lacertidae. Gene Ontology annotation, molecular function: DNA-binding transcription factor activity, RNA polymerase II-specific; RNA polymerase II cis-regulatory region sequence-specific DNA binding. The transcript has 2 exons. The coding region runs from base 588 to 1499 and encodes 303 amino acids. Gene Ontology annotation, biological process: anatomical structure development; regulation of transcription by RNA polymerase II. Gene Ontology annotation, cellular component: nucleus.
AGAAAAAGGGAAAUAAAAGAAUAUGUCUGAUCAUGCCUAAAAUGUGACUUGCAUGGAAAGAACCCCCUAAAAAAAAAGUAAGAGAGGAAAAAUUACAGUUAACACAUCCUUUAGACCCUCCCUCGCCUCCUCCACCCCUGAGCUACCCCCACCCAACCCCAUAUCUGAAUCCUCCUGAACAACUGAAAGCAAAAUCCAAAUAGGAGAGAGAGAGAGAGAGAGAGAGAGAGAGAGAGAGAGAGAGAGAGAGAGAGAGAGAGAACUUCACCAGCCAUCCCCUCGCUAUCUGCUUUGAAUGCUUACAAGGGGUGUGCCUGGAAGAAAAUGAAUACAAAUCUGCGAUUGAUUUUCAUAAUGUUUCUGCGGUGUUUGAAAACCAAUCGUUUGAACCUCUGAGAUCUUACCUAAGUGAACCACUCCUACGCUUCUAAGUGCUCCAAACUGAUAUAUGACAAUAUCUACUUUGGAUCACGUGUCCUGGAGAGAGCGACUAAGACGGAUAGCGCGUCAUCUCGCCUUCCCAAAUUUUUCCCCCUCUGCACAUCGGAUCCAAAACAUCUAUCUAUAGGAGCAAGAAAAGGAGAAAGAUGUUUAACUCAGUGAACCUAGGAAACUUCUGUUCCCAGUCGCGCAAAGAGCGGAGUGCUGACUUUGGAGAGCGAGCAGGUUGCGCUUCCAAUCUCUACCUCCCCAGCUGCACCUAUUACGUCCCAGAAUUUUCAACUGUGUCAUCUUUCUUGCCACAGGCCCCCUCUCGCCAAAUCUCCUACCCUUAUUCCACUAACCUCUCUCAAGUGCAGCCAGUGCGAGAGGUCUCCUACGGGCUAGACCCCUCGAAUAAAUGGCACCAUAGAAGCAAUUACGCCUCGUGUUAUUCCGCGGAAGAUCUGAUGCACAGGGAUUGCCUCCCGCCUUCCACCAUGACCGAAAUGCUAAUGAAAAACGAAAGCGUGUACAGCCACCACCACCACCCCAGCUCCAACCACCCGGCGUCCACGGGCUUCUACUCCAGCAUGAACAAAAACAGUGUCCUCCCGCAAGGCUUCGACCGGUUCUUCGAAAACGCCUACUGCUCCACCGAGAACCCGCCCGAGACCUGUUUGCAGAAGACCGAGAGCAAGCUGGAGACCGACUCCCAGCCCACCGCGCUGUCAUCCCGCGGCGACCAAGGCGUAGACCCGGAAGACGAGGAAGAAAACACCAACCCGGGCUCUUCAGCUUCAUCCUCCUCUGUCAACAAGGAAGGGAGCAAAACCAGCAACUCGAGUGCCCCCCGCACAAGAAAGAAGCGAUGUCCUUAUUCGAAAUUCCAAAUCAGAGAGCUAGAGAGAGAAUUUUUCUUCAAUGUCUACAUAAACAAAGAAAAAAGGCUGCAGCUGUCCAGAAUGUUGAAUCUCACUGAUCGACAAGUUAAAAUUUGGUUUCAGAACAGAAGGAUGAAAGAAAAAAAACUAAGCAGAGACCGCCUGCAGUAUUUCUCUGGAAAUCCCUUAUUGUGAACCUCUUUUGUAUAUUAUAUAUACAUAUCUAUAUAUAUAUAUAUAAAUAAAAAAAUAAAAAAUA